AUGAAGAUUCUAUCAUGGAAUUGCAGAGGAUUGGGUAGAAGGGAGAAAAAAUGUAAGAUUAGAAGCAUGAUUAUAGACAGAAAAAUUGAUAUUGUUCUCCUCCAAGAGACCAAGUUAUCAAGCUGUACUGAGAUAGAUGUUAAAGCCCUAUGGCCAAAAGCCAGAAUGGAUUACACGUAUGUAGAUUCAGAUGGGAAUUCAGGAGGUUUGCUAUGCAUUUGGGACCCAGGGACUUUUCAACUUUCAGAUUGCUGCUGUAAUAGGAGCUUUAUACUACUUUCAGGUACUAUUCUCAAUUCCUUUGAAUGUGUCUUAGUUAAUGUAUAUGCUCCUAAUGUAGUGGAUAGGAGAAGGAAGCUCUGGGACACUCUGGUAAGGUUGAAAUCUGCUUCCUCUAAGCCCUGGUGUCUUGGUGGUGACUUCAAUGAAAUCAGAUGUGUGGGUGAGAGGAUAGGCUGCUCGAGAAGGCAUAGGGGUAUGCUGGAUUUUAAUAGCUUCAUUGAGUCAUGUGAAUUGUCUGAAGUUCCUUUGCUGGGAAGGAAGUAUACUUGGUGCAGCGCACAAGAAGGGGUUAAGUGGAGCAAGUUAGAUAGGUUCCUAGUUAAUCCUGAAUGGUUAGAAGUUUUUAAACUCAAAUUGUGGGGUUUGCCUAGAAUCUUAUCAGACCACUGCCCUUUAAUCCUCAUGGAGGAGGAGAGGGACUGGGGCCCUAGACCUUUUAGAUUCAUCAAUGCCUGGCUGUUACACCAUCAGUUCUCAACUUUUUUCGAGAAAGUUUGGAAGGAGGCAAGAAUAGAUGGGUGGGCUGGUUUCAUUCUUCAAAGCAAACUUAAACUGCUUAGAGAGGCUUUGCGAAAUUGGAAUAAAGAAGUUUUUGGGGACGUCUCAGCUAAACUCAAGAAUGCCAAAGAGGAGUUGAACAAUCUUGAUUUGCUAGCAAAAACAAGAGCUCUAGUAGAUUCGGAAAAGGCUAGGAGAAAUGUGGUGAAUAGUGAAGUUUGGAAGCUAAGUAGGAAGGCUGAGUGGAUAUGGCUCCAAAAAGCGAGACUUGACUGGGCUUUGAAGGGGGAUAAGAAUACCAGAUACUUCCAUGUAAUGGCCACCAGUAGGCAAAGCAAGAAUGGGCUCUAUUCUGUUACUGUUGGGGAUAGGGUGGUUGAAGAUCCUGGAGAAGUUAAACUAGAAGUGUGUAAUCACUUUAAGAAGCAUUUCUCAGAGGAUUGGAAAGUCCGACCAUCCCUCGAUGGUGUUUUCAGAUCUGUUAGGAAUAGUCAUGAUAUAUAA
Messenger RNA from Camellia sinensis, 1284 nucleotides. NCBI's taxonomy places the organism in Eukaryota, Viridiplantae, Streptophyta, Magnoliopsida, Ericales, Theaceae. The record is from RefSeq and is a predicted model, not a curated record.